AUGCCCCCCGUGGGCAGUGACGAUGUGAGACAGGCUCACGUCUUUGCGGGAUACGCGGGCCCGGGCUCAUACCCUGUCGGCCCUCAAGGCGGGUCGAUGUCUCAUAUGGCUCCCCGGACCAGCGGGCCCAUACCGGCGAGGAGCCACGGUCGCGUUGACGAUGCCGGGGACGGUCUGUUUCCCGACAUUCCCGAGGCCAAGAGGCGCAAGUUCAUCCUGGUUGAAGACAAUGUUCGGGGAUCACGCCUUCGGGUGCGUGUCACGCUCGACGGCGUUGAUACCAAUGAGAUCCCGGACAGCUUCCGCAAGGGAGCCAGUGUCUUUCCCCGAAGCUACUUCCCUCGCGAGAUGCAGAGCCCGCCUCCCAGUGCUACGGGCUCGCGGUUCUUUGUUGACGACUAUUCUGAUGACGGCACACAAGAGACUGAGGGCCGCGAGGCCUCACGUCGUGGCGCCGAAAAGCUGAGGGGAGAAGUGGUCAAGGUUACCAUGGCAGAGGGCCAAGAGGGAGAGGCAACUAUCCCAAGACUGAGGAAGUCUGGCCGCACCAAGGAGGUGCGACUGAAUGAUCUCGGUUAUCGUAUGGCCUGGCUGCAGAGCCGAGUCUUUUCUGGAAGGACUGUGUUCCUUCAGCGAGCCCUUGACUGCUACCGAAACAAAACCCGUGCGGCCAUUGAGAGUACCAUGGCUGACGUCCACGCCGUUGCACCUCAUUUCGAGACAAGGCCAGGGAAACGGCGAUGGGCCGGCCGAAUGAAGCGUGGGGCGAAGAACGACGAUUAA
Trichoderma aggressivum f. europaeum is the source of this 783-nucleotide messenger RNA. RefSeq lists its product as uncharacterized. The coding region runs from base 1 to 783 and encodes 260 amino acids. The record is from RefSeq and is a predicted model, not a curated record. The transcript has 2 exons. NCBI's taxonomy places the organism in Eukaryota, Fungi, Ascomycota, Sordariomycetes, Hypocreales, Hypocreaceae.